Phaedon cochleariae (mustard beetle) is the source of this 294-nucleotide messenger RNA. The record is from the annotation of a GenBank genome assembly. NCBI's taxonomy places the organism in Eukaryota, Metazoa, Arthropoda, Insecta, Coleoptera, Chrysomelidae.
AUGUUUGCAAUAUCGCUCAAAACAUCAGCAGAUAUCCUGCCUAGUUCUGGUACCGGCAAUGAUGAGCAGGAGGCUACUGAGGAAAUGCCAGAUGUCCUGCCUAGUUCUGGUAACGGCAAUGAUGAGCAGGAGGCUACUGAGGAAAUGCCAGAUAUCCUGCCUAGUUCUGGUACCGGCAAUGAUGAGCAGGAGGCUACUGAGGAAAUGCCAGAUGUCCUGCCUAGUUCUGGUAACGGCAAUGAUGAGCAGGAGGCUACUGAGGAAAUGCCAGGUACCUCGUGUGAAACUGUAUAG